Molecule: messenger RNA, 1305 nt
Organism: Onychostoma macrolepis
Lineage: Eukaryota; Metazoa; Chordata; Actinopteri; Cypriniformes; Cyprinidae
Gene: rbfa
Product: ribosome binding factor A
Exons: 7
Coding region: 97-1158 (353 amino acids)
Biological process (GO): rRNA processing
Source: RefSeq, a predicted model, not a curated record
AUCUGCUUUCAAUUACUUCACCCUUCGCCCUCAGACAAAUGUAGUCGAUGAUGCUAAAACUGUCGCGUGAGUGAAAGAUAUACUAAGCUGGUGAUCAUGCUGGCUGUCAAAAGACUUGUUUGCUCUAAAGAAUGCACAUUUAGUCGAUAUACGACUGCAUUAACAAGCAUGAUAUAUAACAUGACAGCACGACCGGAGACGCAGCGCUUGUCCUGGGCUGUUAUGGUGAAAGAAAGUAACGUUAGUAUUCAUAGCUCAGCCUGUCUGUCUGGAGGCAACAAACUGAUGAAGAUGCUGGCCAAAAAGAAGAAAAAACAAUGGUAUGAAUCUCCUCUGCAGGCCUCAGCACUUAGUCAGCCUGGCUUUCUGAAACCAUCAAAGCGAAAUAAAGAGGACAGUGUUCGUGUGAGGACUCUCAACAUCAUCAUCUACAAAGCAGUGGUAGACCUACUGAGCUCCUAUGAGAUCAACUCAGAGAUCAGUGCCUACAACAUGCAGAUUUCCAAAGUUUCACUAUCACCAGAUUUCUCUGCUUGUCGAAUAUACUGGAAGACAAGUCUGUCAGCUGAGCAAGACAGCCAUAUUCAGCAGGCUUUAAAUAAAUGUGCUCCUCGUAUACGGCACCUUCUGAUCUCUCACCAAAUCCUUGGCAAUGUUCCACCUGUGGUUUUCAUCAGAGAUAAACAAUAUGCUGCUGUCGCUGAGAUUGAAAACCUUCUCAAGAAAGCAGAUUUUGGUCCAGAUGAAGAUAGCAUAAAUGUUUUAUCUACCAACGAUGUUGGGGCCAAACUGCAGCUGAUGGAAUCUGAACACGACAAAAGACCUGUUUUGUUUGGUGUCGAUCACGAUGCUCUGCACAAACAGAUCGAAGCCUAUAAACGAGAGAAGGGGCCGAGAGACUCUUUCACACAGAGUCCUGCUGCUGGAGGACUAACACAAGAGCAGCUGGAUAUGCUAGCAGAUAUGAGGAAGCAGAAACUCGUAGAGAAAAAGAAGAAAAAGUCCAAAUGGAUGAAGGAUAAUGAUAUCACUCCUAAAGAUUUUCUGUUGUCCAGAAGCCUUCAAAAAGAGGACAUAGAGGAGCAGGACGGUGAUGAGGACAGCCUGGUGGAUAGCCAGGUCACAGAGUUGAUGGAAGAGGAUAACAGGAGACACUGAAAUCACAUUUUUUGGUCACUUGUAAUAUUAUGUUAUAUAGAAGUGUUUAAUAAAAAUCUUCAAGCUUGGGAGAAAAAGUAAAUGGGCUCCAAAGUUGUUUGGUUCCCAAAAUUCUUCAAAAUAUCUUUUGUGUUCAGCUGAAUAAAG